CAAAGUUCUCAAUCCAAUCAAAAUAUACAAUCCUGAAUUACACAAAAUUUCUAUUAAUUAAUUUCAAUAAAUCCUAGUCUUAAAUUUACUGUAAACUCUUUACUUUUCUUGAAAUUUUAGGGUGUAUUUUCAGUACAUUAAUUUACUACACAGUUAUUUAUUUGCUGCAAUAAAUAAUCAAAAAUGGAAGAAAAUAAAUCAGAAGAGUCGUCAAAAAAUGAAUCACAAACAGAAUUUAAAAAGCCUGUUCUAAUAGGACGAAUUGGUAAAUUGCCUAAAAAGGCUAAAAAUGAAUCUGAAAAAUUUGUUGAGGAGAAAAAAGGAGAAAACUCAUCAGAGAAUAUCACAGAAGCUAAUGUUAAAAGUAACUUGCCUCCAGCUAUGUUACUAAAGGAAAUGUCUACAGUGAUACCGUAUAAAGAACCAAAAUGGUCAGGUUUAUGUCCUGAUGGUUCAGAUUAUGCUUUAGAAGUAUUAAAAUCUGGGGUUAUUGUAGAAAAAAUUGAACUGACAAAAAAAGCUUAUUAUGUGUUUGGAAGGCUAGCCAACUGUGAUAUUGUUAUGGCUAAUCCUACCAUAUCAAGACAUCAUGCAGUCCUACAAUAUAAAGCGUUCGCAGAAGAUGGUGAACCACCAUCAGGAUGGUAUUUAUACGACCUAGGCAGCACACAUGGAACUUUCUUGAACAAGGAUAGACUAAAGCCCAGUCACUAUACAAGGGUACGAGUGGGACACCAGAUCAAGUUUGGAAAUAGCACACGAUCUUAUAUUGUAUUGGGUCCGGACUUUGACUGUGAAGGUGAAUCAGAAUUAUCAGUUACGGAAAUAAAAAAGAGAGCAGAAAUAAUGAAGUUGGAGAGAGAUAGAAUGAUACAGGCGGCAAUAGAACAAAAGGAGAAAGACAGACUCGAAGAAGAGAGGAAAAGAGAUGAACAGGGAAUUGACUGGGGAAUGGGUGAGGAUGCAGAAGAAGAACCAGACUUAGCUGACAAUCCUUAUGCCGUCACAGCCAAUGAGGAGUUGUAUCUUGAUGACCCUAAGAAAACGCUCAGGGGCUACUUCGAGAGAGAAGGGCUCGAGCUAAAAUAUGACUGUCAAGAGAGAGGCAUUGGACAGUUCAUGUGCAGAGUGGAAUUACCAAUAGAUGACGCUCGCGGCAAUCCAGUUAUCGCUGAGGUGAUGCACCGUGGCAAGAAGAAGGAAGCUGUGAUCGCGUGCGCACUGGAGGCGUGUAGGAUACUCGACCGGGCUGGUCUGCUGAGGCAGUCCAAACAUGAAUCUCGCAAGCGUAAGGAGCGUGAUUGGAGCGCAGACGACUAUUACGACUCCGAUGACGAUACGUUCCUCGAUCGCACUGGCAGUGUUGAACGCAAAAGGAAGUUGCGAAUGGAGAAACAUGGCGCCAUUGACAAGAAGAAAGAUAAACCACUCACAUAUGAUGACUUGCUUAAACAAAUAAAAGAAACAGAAGAGAAGAUAGCGGCAGAGGAAGUCAGACUAGAGCGUCUCCGCGCCUCCUCUAAACCCGUGCAACAGACAGACGGCGAAGCGGACGCCCUCGAUGCAUUCAUGAGCUCCCUAAAACAAGGACCCACUGUUGCACAGAGAGCCGAUAUUUCAAACGCCAAGAUGAACAUACAAAAAUUGAAAGCAGAGCUUACGAAAAUGCACCGUUUGGCGGAGCUCGCACGGCCGGCGCAUAUGCCGCCAUUGUUAAAGAAGGACAGCAAAAUGGCUGUUAAAGUCGGCAGUAACUCCGUUAUCUAUGGCAAGAGAAUAAAAUUAAAAGAAGAUAACGAAAAACGUCCAAAAAUAAGACAGGAAGUAAAAAAAGAAGAAACAGAAUUUGUUGAAGAAAUGGAUUCUGAUGAAGAGGUGGAAGUAAAACAAUCGGAAAAAAAAAGUGAAAUGUCAGAAAAUGUUACAAAAGUAACUGUGAGUGAGACGACGAAUGAUAGCAGUAAGAGUGUAACAGACGAUAAUAAUGAAAGAAAAAGAAUGUAUGGCCCCAUGCGACCUCCAGAUGAUUACGUAAUUCCAGGAGAUUACUUUGAUCAAGAAACUGACAGAGAUCUACCAGAAAUAAUGGAGAAAGAAGAUGUUUAAUUAUAAGAAAUAAAUCAAAUGUUAGAA
Galleria mellonella (greater wax moth) is the source of this 2133-nucleotide messenger RNA. Its product is annotated as kanadaptin. The record is from RefSeq and is a predicted model, not a curated record. Gene Ontology annotation, molecular function: protein binding; mRNA binding. Bases 184 to 2106 code for a protein of 640 amino acids. The transcript has 10 exons. NCBI's taxonomy places the organism in Eukaryota, Metazoa, Arthropoda, Insecta, Lepidoptera, Pyralidae.